This is a messenger RNA of Eublepharis macularius, 1212 nucleotides long. RefSeq names its product deoxyhypusine hydroxylase (gene DOHH). Bases 160 to 1065 code for a protein of 301 amino acids. The record is from RefSeq and is a predicted model, not a curated record. Lineage: Eukaryota; Metazoa; Chordata; Lepidosauria; Squamata; Eublepharidae. Gene Ontology annotation, biological process: peptidyl-hypusine biosynthetic process. The transcript has 5 exons. Gene Ontology annotation, molecular function: deoxyhypusine monooxygenase activity.
UGGUUCGCUCUUCUCAAUCGUCGAACGGCGUCCUGACGACACCACGCAGGCGCAAAAGGUGCCCGGAAACGUGUGGAGCCUGAGGGGCCCACCAAAUUUUGGCAUAAGUGCUCCUGCCUGAUUCUUGGGGGCACCUGGAUCUGCCAUGCCAGAUGCAACAUGGUGACAGAGAAGGAAAUCACGCUGAUCGGCAAGACCCUAGUGGACUCCAGCCAACCCCUGAAGAACCGCUUCCGGGCACUUUUCACCCUGCGCAGUCUCGGGGGGCCUGCCGCCAUCGAAUGGAUCAGCCAAGCCUUUGGAGAUGAUUCUGCCCUCCUCAAGCACGAGCUGGCCUACUGCCUUGGGCAGAUGCAGGAUGAGAGAGCCAUUCCUGUCCUCCUCUCCGUGCUGCAGGACACCUCCCAAGAACCCAUGGUCCGGCAUGAAGCAGGUGAAGCUUUGGGAGCUAUCGGGAACCCCAAAGUGCUGGACGUCUUGAGACGCUACUCCAAGGACCCCGUGAUUGAGGUAGCAGAGACAUGCCAGCUGGCUGUGAAGAGACUGGAGUGGUUUCAGACACACAAAGCAGAGCCCUCAGCCAGCCCAUACAGUUCCGUGGAUCCAGCCCCCCCUGCUCCGGAGGAGGAUGUCGGGAAGCUGAGGGAAGCCCUGCUGGAUGAAUCACGGCCGCUCUUUGAGCGCUAUCGGGCCAUGUUUGCCCUGCGGAACCUCGGAGGGGAACCUGCUGUCCUUGCCCUUGCCGACGGCCUGAAGUCCGGUGGUGCCCUCUUCCGCCAUGAGAUUGCCUACGUUCUGGGUCAGAUGCAGCAUGAGGCCUCUGUCCUGCAGCUGACAGCUGCCCUUGAGAGUGUGGCUGAGAACCCCAUGGUGCGCCAUGAAUGUGCUGAGGCCUUGGGCUCCAUUGCCAAGGCCUCCUGCCUGGCCACUCUGCAGGCCUACGCCAAGGAUGAGGAACGGGUGGUCCGGGAGAGCUGUGAGGUGGCUCUGGACAUGUACGAGUAUGAGAACGGGAUGGAAUUCCAGUAUGCUGAUGGGCUGAGCAAGCUGGAGGCAUCAGACUGAAGGGAGAUGGGGGUUGCUUGUGGCUCCCACCCCUUUGCCGUUGUUGCCUGUAAUUCCACCACUGCUCAGCUUUCUGUGGUCCCAGGCAUGGCGCUGGAGGCCGGACUGAGAAACUUUGUCUCAGCCAUUAAAUUAUUUCUGCCUUUU